Molecule: messenger RNA, 519 nt
Organism: Exaiptasia diaphana
Lineage: Eukaryota; Metazoa; Cnidaria; Anthozoa; Actiniaria; Aiptasiidae
Product: prefoldin subunit 6
Exons: 5
Coding region: 18-407 (129 amino acids)
Biological process (GO): chaperone-mediated protein complex assembly; protein folding
Cellular component (GO): cytoplasm; prefoldin complex
Molecular function (GO): protein-folding chaperone binding
Source: RefSeq, a predicted model, not a curated record
CUGUGUUUUGAUUCAAGAUGGCGGCGAACUUGGAAAGAAUUCAACAGCAAAUUCAAACCGAAGUAGAAAAGUUUAAAGGAAUUCAGAAAGAUUUACAAAAGUCAGUUGUGACAAGACAGCAACUUGAUGCCCAACUAGCAGAAAACAAUGUUGUUAAGGAGGAACUAGACAAAAUUGAGUCAGAGGGAAAUGUGUAUAAACUAAUAGGACCUGUAUUGGUUAAACAAGACUUAGAAGAAGCAAAACAAACUGUAAGCAAGAGAAUUGAUUACAUAUCAGGAGAGAUGAAAAGACAAGAUACACUCAUUAAAGACAUGGAAAAGAAGAAAACAACAAGUAGAGAUGGCUUGAGCAAAUUACAGCAAGAUUACCAACAAGCACUAACCAAAGCAGCCAUGAAGGCUUAAUAUAUUGGAAAUAGGAUUCAGUUUUUAGGUCAUCUUUGCAAUAUAUGUGUGUGCGAGUUGGUUUAUUUUUGCGUGUAAACUGUUGAAAUACAAUAAAAAAUCAACUACAGUC